This is a messenger RNA of Gorilla gorilla gorilla (western lowland gorilla), 532 nucleotides long. Its product is annotated as IQ domain-containing protein F5. The transcript is spliced from 2 exons. Gene Ontology annotation, molecular function: calmodulin binding. Bases 71 to 517 code for a protein of 148 amino acids. NCBI's taxonomy places the organism in Eukaryota, Metazoa, Chordata, Mammalia, Primates, Hominidae. The record is from RefSeq and is a predicted model, not a curated record.
ACUCUUCCUGUUGGAGUCCUGAUCGGAGGAGUGCGGGCCGGAGGGUGAUGGGACCAUCUAGCCCCUAACCAUGGGCCCAGAAGAGAAGACCAUCAUGACAGAAAGGUCUGCAGCUGUUUUCAUCCAGGCCUGGUGGCGGGGCAUGCUGGUGCGACGCACACUGCUGCAUGCAGCCCUCAGGGCUUGGAUCAUUCAGUGCUGGUGGAGGCAGGUGCUGGAGAAGCUGCUGGCAAAGAGGCGGAGGAUGGUGUUGGAGUUCUAUGUGCAGCAGGAAUGGGCAGCAGUCAGGCUGCAGUCCUGGGUCCGCAUGUGGUGUGUCCGCCAGCGUUACUGUCGUUUGCUCAACGCUGUCCGCAUCAUCCAGGUCUAUUGGCGCUGGCACAGCUGCCAUUCCCGUGUCUUUAUUGAGGGCCACUAUGAACUCAAAGAAAACCAACUUAAUAUUCAACUUGAAAUCUCUUUGGGCUCACAGGCUUGUAAGGUGCAACAAUGCAUACCCCUUCCAUUAAAAGAAUGACCAGGUCUGCUAUAA